Pseudozyma flocculosa PF-1 is the source of this 1050-nucleotide messenger RNA. RefSeq lists its product as uncharacterized. Gene Ontology annotation, molecular function: fructose 1,6-bisphosphate 1-phosphatase activity. Gene Ontology annotation, cellular component: cytoplasm; cytosol. NCBI's taxonomy places the organism in Eukaryota, Fungi, Basidiomycota, Ustilaginomycetes, Ustilaginales, Ustilaginaceae. The transcript is spliced from 5 exons. The coding region runs from base 1 to 1050 and encodes 349 amino acids. The record is from RefSeq and is a predicted model, not a curated record. Gene Ontology annotation, biological process: fructose metabolic process; gluconeogenesis; fructose 1,6-bisphosphate metabolic process.
AUGGGAUCCGACGAAUACCAGCCGCCAUCGACCGACAUCAUCACCCUCACCCGCCAUGUGCUGACCGAGGGCUUCAAGCUGCGCCAGGAGAGCGCCGCAAGCGGUGACCUCACCAUCCUCCUCUCGUCGCUGCAGACUACCUGCAAAUUUAUCGAGAGCAUGGUGCGAAAGGCAAGCCUGAUCAACCUCAUCGGCGCUGCCGGCAACACCAACGUCCAGGGCGAGGACCAGAAGAAGCUCGACGUCCUCUCCAACCAGAUCAUGAUCAAUUCGCUGCGCGCCUCGGGCAAGGCAGCCGUGCUCGUGUCCGAGGAGGACGACGAGGCCAUCUUUAUCGGCGAGCGCGAGGAGGGCGGCACCUUCGAGUCGUCCAAGGGCAAGUACUGCGUCGUCUUUGACCCGCUCGACGGCUCGAGCAACAUCGAUGCCGGAGUCAACAUCGGCACCAUCUUUGGCGUCUACACGGUCAAGGAGGGCUCCAAGGGGACGCUCGACGACGUGCUGCGACCGGGCAGGGAGAUGGUGGCCGCCGGCUACUGCAUGUACGGCUCGAGCGCCAACAUGGUCCUCACCACGGGCAACGGCGUCAAUGGAUACACGCUCGACAACGGCAUCGGCGAGUUUAUCCUGACGCACCCCAACAUCACGCUGCCCAACCGCGGCAAGAUCUACUCGAUCAACGAGGGCAACAGCGCCUACUACCACGAGCCCGUGCUCAAGUACCUCGACAGCAUCAAGUUCCCCAAGGCCGAGGGCGCCAAGCCUUACUCGGCGAGGUACAUCGGAUCCAUGGUGGCCGACGUCCACCGCACCCUCCUCUACGGCGGCAUCUUUGGCUACCCGGGUGACAAGAAGAGCAAGAACGGAAAGCUCCGCAUGCUCUACGAGGCAUUCCCGAUGGCCUUCUUGACGGAGCAGGCCGGCGGCGUUGCUACGACCGGAACCGAGAGGAUCCUUGACAUCCAGCCGACAGAGAUCCACCAGCGCUGCCCCGUCUUCCUUGGCUCCAAGGACGACGUCGAGGACCUCAAAAAGUUCUACCAGCAGUAA